CAGCUUUUAAUUUUCUUUUUUCAGAUGGUAUAAACGCUAGGCUAAGAUGGAUAAAAGACAUAAAGGUUUGAUCGACUCCAACCUGAGCAAGUUGGUUGGUUUGGUCAACUAUGACGAGAUUAAACCUCAUCUUCUUAAUCUCAGGAUAUUCCCGUCUACUCAGCUAAAACGGAUUGAGGAACGUUCCAACCCCUGCUUAGAAAUGUUCCUGGAGAUACAGAGGCGAGGUCCUACUGCGUUCCGUCGUCUUCUUUCCUGUCUCAACCUUGCUGGACAAUAUGAAGCCCUGGAUGUACUAAGUAAGGACGGAGAACUAAGUUUCCUUGAUAACUCCGUCCUACUGGAGAAAGCUCCGUUGAACCUACCAACCUUUACACAGACACUAGAUCUCACAGAUUCACCUAUACAACCAAACCAAAUCUCAAUUCUGCAAGCUACAGUGUUCCAUGAGGAGGAUAGGAUGACCUAUAAGAUGACCUCCUCACCCCGCGGGUUUGCUCUAAUAGUUGAUAACGAAGAAUAUGACACACUUCCUCCUAGGCGUGGUUCACAUGUAGACUCCGGUUGUUUAGCGCAGUUAUUUCAGCAGCUCGGAUUCUGGGUGAUUAUUAAGAGAAACCUUGGAAGGGCGAGCCUAGAGUAUGAAAUAACCAGCUUUGCCACAGAUAACUUCCAUGUGAACCUGGAUAUGGCUGUUGUAUGUAUACUCUCUCACGGAGAGAACGGGACGAUUGUUUGCAGGAACGGAGAGAAGGUUGAGGUGGAAUCCGUCCUUCAAAAAUUUAACAAUAUUGAAGCUCCGUCCUUGCGGGGUAAACCUAAAUAUUUCCUAAUUCAAUCUUGUCGCGGUCUCGAGGUAGAUCUAGGAGUACAAACCGAUGGUCCUGAACCAGGAGAGAAUAAUGUAGAUAUCAACGGUAUCCUGCUCAGUAACUUCUCCGCUCCUUCUCCCUUUAAUCUCUCCCGAAAUCCGUCCUACGAGGAUAUGAUUGUCUCUUACGCAACUAUUCCUGGGUUUGUUGCGUAUAGGAACAAUGUGAGAGGAUCAUGGUUCGUUCAAUCCUUGUGCAAGGUGUUCAUGGAGUACAGUCAUGUGGAGGAUCUGGUUAGUCUCCUCUACAGGGUUAGUCAGGAGCUAAAAACAUACUGUACUAUAAAGGGAGAGAAACAAAUAAAUGAAACCUUGCUGCGAGGUGUUUACAAAAAAGUGUUUUUCAACCCUGGUCUUGCGGAUCGAAACCGAGUUCUAAUGGUUGAGCGUGGUUCAGUGUCCUCAAUGUCUAGUAUGCAUAGAGCAGGAGAUGUAAACAACUCCCAGAGUAUGGAUCAAACCAGUUCUCAGGUUCAUACAGAGAUAUUUGAUCGAAUCUGGAGUCAGCAGGUUUAACCUGGAUUAUGUAAUCUAACCUACUCAGUUCUCAGGUUCAUACAGAGAUAUUUGAUCAGAUCUGGAGUCAGCAGGUUUAACCUGGAUUAUGUAAUCUAACCUACUAAGUACUCAGUACUCAGUACUCAAUACUUAUCACUUAAGUGUUAGAGUUACUUGUCAUCUUUUCUGGGGUGUUGGCGUAAGCCUGACGCCCAACCGCCAACCUGUAGGGUCAGGAACUGAUCUUCGCUAUUAAGCGCACUGGCUCCGAUAGACAGGGAUCGCAGCGGGAAAGCGCCAGUUAUUCGAUCCUUCUCUACUCCUCUCUACGAUUCUAGUAUCGAUGCAGACAUAAAGAGAGUAUUCCCGAUAAUGAAACGUAAAUAGAGAAUGAAUCGCAUCUGGUACUAAUAUAUCUAUAUUCGAUGCAUUUAUGAAUCCACUAUUUAGAAGCAUCGGAUCAGGAAUAAACCAAAUAAUUCAUCAUUUGAUAAAUGAAAUUUGUCUGAUACCGCCACAUCGCGCUUUUUUAUUUGACCCUUCAAAAAAUUUGAACUCCACGUGAUAAAAUUGAACUCCACGUGAUAAAUUUGAACUCCACGUGAUAAAUUUGAACUCCACGUGAUAAAUUUGAACUCUACGUGAUAAAUUUGAACUCCACGUGAUAAAUUUGAACUCCACGUGAUAAAUUUGAACUCCACGUAAUAAAUUUGAACUCCACGUGAUAAAAUUGGACUCCACGUGAUAAAUGUCCCAAAACCUUCCUACUAUUUGCAUUUUCCCAUGCUAUUUGAUAAAUCUUAAAUGUUCUUUAGCUGAAGCCUUAAUAUUUUUAAGCCUUUAGAGGGCCGGGUAUUUUAUUUUCUCCAUAAAUUAUCCCCCCUUUAAAAAAGAAAUGUUAAAGGUCACGUGUAAAAAGUUACGGCUAUGGUUCUCAUCGGGGGAGAUUUACAACCAACAAACGAAAGCAUAUCCCCCCCCCUAAUAAAAAAUCGCAAAGAUUCAGUCUCUCCUCCUCCCUCCCUUCCCCGAGUAAAUGUUUGUAAAAGCUCCCUGAUUAUAAAAAGCUGAACUAUUAUCACAACCAAUUUUCAUGUACAAUGGCAGCCCUUAUACUUAUCAUUUUUACAUAACUUACAAAACUAAAACAGUUUCUUUCAUUUCAAGUCUGAUAUUCAGUUUAUUGCUCAUUUGUUGAUCUCAGUUUUGUAAACCUCUUAUAUUUAAAAUACAUUGAAGAUUUUUCGCGGUUUUUUUUAUUUCACAUUCGGAAAUAUUUUUAAACAAAAUGUGUAGAAAAAUUAAAAAUUAUGCUUUUAAAUAGAUAUCCAAAACAAAAUACAACGUUUAUAAUUUGCUAGUUAGAUAAUAGUUACCUAUACGCUUAAAGAUGUGAUCAUGUGAAACUAUACUCUGUUCAACUUUAAUUUACAGAAUGUUCGUUAAAAAGAAAUUAAUUAACAAUGAAAUCUAUUUCAUUUUGUAAACAAUAUUUGUUUUUAAAAAUUCUAAACUUUUAGAUUUUAAGUUUUUCAAAUAGUCAGUUUAAGGGUUAUCAACUUUUAAGGUACGUGAUCGACAUUUUUUAAAAUUUAUUUGUUGUACAGGUUUUAAAUUUGGGUUCAUAGAUUUAGUACGAGGAAAGGAAGAUAUUCGAUUAAAUAGUCCAAGAUUGUACCCUAAGAAAAGGUCAAUUCAUAAAGUAGAAAAAACUAUUUGUUGACAAUAUUGUUAUAUCCCGUUUAUCUAGAAAAGGGAUAACAUAAAUAAAAAUGUACAUAUUUUAUAAAAAAAAUAUAGAUAUAUUGAAUAAUUGUGAUAAAGUUGUUGCAAUACAAAUAUAUUAUAUCCCUUGAGAAA
This is a messenger RNA of Eurytemora carolleeae, 3229 nucleotides long. Its product is annotated as caspase-3. Lineage: Eukaryota; Metazoa; Arthropoda; Copepoda; Calanoida; Temoridae. Bases 47 to 1387 code for a protein of 446 amino acids. Gene Ontology annotation, biological process: proteolysis. Gene Ontology annotation, molecular function: cysteine-type endopeptidase activity. The transcript has 7 exons. The record is from RefSeq and is a predicted model, not a curated record.